Bursaphelenchus okinawaensis is the source of this 2320-nucleotide messenger RNA. The record is from the annotation of a GenBank genome assembly. Lineage: Eukaryota; Metazoa; Nematoda; Chromadorea; Rhabditida; Aphelenchoididae.
AUGGAUCAAUUGUAUCAGUCCUGGCCUAAAUUUGUGAGUUUUGCUACAUUUCAUUUUGCCUUUCAAACCCACACCACCAUUGUUGUUUAUACUACAAAUCUAAACUAAAAACUUAUUUUAGCUAUGGCCAAAUAUUCUGAACCACCUGACAUCAAUGGAAGACGUGUGCUCAUUGGCCAUGGUCAAUAUGUACUGUUACAAAGUAGUCAAUGAAGAUUUUAAAAACUUGUGUUACAAAAACGCCAUUUUUCGUACCAAAGGAGAGACUUGGGCUUAUGCCUUUCAACAGUAAGUUAGCCCAAUUUGUUGUUUACUACGAUGGUUCACUAUAUAGAGACAUAACUGUAUAGUAAUAUAAAGUAGUGGUAUAUCGACCGAUAUAAAUUAUUGAUCUAUACCUAUCAAACCAACCUUUUUAGUUCGAAUAACCGUACGUUUGGCCAAGUAACCCAAUCAGUCAACAACAAACACGCAAGUUUAUUUCUGGCCAACUCUAUAUGUUGUCCACAUUCGGGCAUGAUAGCGAAUUUGGUGAGCAAAUCCUUCGUUUUCAUCACGAACAUCGAUGCUUCUUUAAAAAAGUUCGAAGUGAUCAACUGUUCACCACACAUAAUCACCGAUUCUCAACUAAUCAAGAAAGGCACUCAGCUAAUUCUACAAACAGCAGACUACUAUUAUGUUUAUGACAUUGUUCGCGGCAAGUCAAUUAAAGUCUACCAUUACGUGCCGAAAUCAGAAUAUGGUUGGUAUCUGUUGAGAAGAAGAGAUGGCACUUUGAUUGAUAUCUACAAUCAACGAAAGCUAAAGUUGGAAGCAACUAUGCCAAAUAAACAGUUCAAAGCACAUCUACAUCCAAAUGACAUGUUCAACGAGCGGAAUUACAUACAGUACUUCCAUAAGACAAAGGGACAUAUGAUUUUGAAUUUGAAAACUGGAAAAGAAGUGGAGUUACCUGUAUUGAAACAUAGCUACAGAGGAGACAUGGUGGAAAUCAAUGGAUUUUACAUAUAUGCUACCCGUAAGUCGUUGCAUUAUAUAAUUGUGGCAGAAAACGUCGGAUGAUGAAAGAAGUCAAAAUAUUUUAAUUACAGUUUACAGAUUGUUGUUUAUACUAAUGUAUUCCAGAUAAAAAGGUAUAUAUUUACAACUUGGACACAGGAGAAUGUGUAUUUACUAAACACAUCAGCGGAGCAUGCCUGUUUUCCAACGAAAUGAUCUAUAGUCGUUGUUCUCGAGAAGUAAGUCAUUUUUAAAAUUUUUUUAGCGUAUAAAGCUUACAGUAUUGUUUUUAAAUAGUAGGAGAACAUAACAAGUUGUUGUUGUCUAAGGGUUUUUUUUCAUUUUUUAAUCAAAAUUAUGUUCAAUUUUAAUCUUUUUUACAGUACUUUCUCUAUACAAUAGUCUCUCUAUAUAGUGAACCAUCUGUAUAAGCAACAUUCCUUAUAUUAAACAAGAAAUUUGGCCCCGCCAAGCCAAAUUGUGCUAAAAAUCACUCAGUGAAGACAACACUCCCAAGAAAGUACAUACUGUAUAAGCAACCCGAAGGGACCGACGUUUCGUGUUUCCUAUAGGGGUUGUUGUUUUUACAGAGUGAUUUUUAGUGCAAAUUGACUCGGCGGGGACAAAUUUUUUGUUUAUUAUAAAGAGAGCUCCUUACACAUAUGAUUCACUAUAUAGAUAGAGAUCACUGUAUUAAGUUUCUUAUAAAGAAAGUAAUUUACUUUUCAAAAAAGAUACGACAUUUUCUCAUACUUAAUAUUUUCUCUUUAGUACGUAGUUUACGACACAAGAAGGGAACAAUGGAUUUACACCACAAAAUGUCAUCAUCGUAUUAUGGCACUUACAAUUGAUACAUUGGUGCCACCAUUUCAUACGGCAACGCUAGGCUAUACUUUUGAACCUACAAAGUCUCCGGGUUUUGCUGUUCACAUUGAGUUUAAGAAUGGUAAGUUAUCGUUUCUUGUCAACUUUUUGUAUAUAAUCUUAUAGUACUAUUUAGCGAGUGAGGAACAUAUUUUACUUUACUUUCAUAUGCCAGUUGUUUCAAUAGAAAUGUCAAAGAUAAUAUAAUACUGAAAUUUUUGUUACAGAUCGCCUGAUAACCAGAACGUUUAAACCAGUCCAGCAACACAAUGCCAUGUUCGCCAUCCUGAAGGUCACUACUGAUUCUACCGCCGACGUAAACUUGAUCGCGUCGAACUACCUCAAAGUCCUCAAUAGAGUGAAACUACGCGAAAAGAGCGAUACAGUGCCAAUGUUGACAAAAGCUGAAACAAUUUUACGAAAUAAGCAUUACGGUAUUCUACCCUUAAAUACUUAA